AUGCAAAUUCGCCACCUAUUGAUCUCUUGGGGACUCCAACUUCGUGCGGUGUUGCCAAUUUCGGGAUGCAAUGAGGAUUUUCCAGAUUGGUGCAAGUGGGGUGGUAUGUUUGUGGAAUUUGGACAAAAGGUAAAGUUUGUGAUAGUUGAUUUGGGGUUGAAUGAUAUGGGGGAGGGGAAGUUUGGGGUUCUUUGGAAGCGGAAGUGGCUGCUGUGA
Messenger RNA from Sphenostylis stenocarpa, 216 nucleotides. The record is from the annotation of a GenBank genome assembly. NCBI's taxonomy places the organism in Eukaryota, Viridiplantae, Streptophyta, Magnoliopsida, Fabales, Fabaceae.